This is a messenger RNA of Acanthisitta chloris (rifleman), 899 nucleotides long. RefSeq names its product GATA zinc finger domain containing 1 (gene GATAD1). Gene Ontology annotation, biological process: chromatin organization. Lineage: Eukaryota; Metazoa; Chordata; Aves; Passeriformes; Acanthisittidae. Gene Ontology annotation, cellular component: nucleus. The transcript is spliced from 4 exons. The record is from RefSeq and is a predicted model, not a curated record. The annotation marks the transcript as partial.
AAGUCGGCGCCCGCCGCGGAGAAGAAGGUGUCCACGAAGGGCAAGGGCAGGAGGCACAUCUUCAAGCUGAAAAACCCCAUCAAGGCUCCCGAGUCUGUAUCCACUAUAAUUACAGCAGAAUCAAUCUUUUAUAAGGGUGUAUACUAUCAAAUUGGAGAUGUUGUUUCAGUGGUUGAUGAACAGGAUGGAAAAACGUACUACGCUCAGAUCCGUGGGUUUAUUCAGGACCAAUACUGUGAAAAAAGUGCUGCGCUCACCUGGCUCAUUCCUACACAAGCCAGCCCCAAAGACUGCUUCGACCCAGCAUCCUAUAUCAUAGGACCAGAAGAAGAUCUCCCAAGAAAAAUGGAAUAUUUAGAAUUUGUUUGUCACGCGCCUUCAGAAUAUUUCAAGUCUCGCUCAUCUCCCUUCCCUACUGUUCCUACAAGGCCAGAGAAGGGCUAUAUAUGGACUCAUGUGGGACCUACUCCUGCAAUCUCCAUAAAAGAAACUGUUACCAAUAAUUUAUAACUUUUUUAAGGAAUACUUUGGACAAGCUACUUUGGGUGUAUUCUCAGGUCUGUGAGCCCCAUACAAGAGGUUUAAACAGGCUAUAAAACGUGCCAUUUUACUUUAUGGAUUAUGGUAUUUAUUUGUUUUAAAUUAUAUCAGAUCUUUAAAGUGGAAGUUUUCAUUCCAGAUGAUGCACCAGUUCAGUGCUCUGUUCUUCAGACAUUAUUGCUCAUUUUAGGGACAAACCCACAAGUUUCAUGUCAUCUUUGACUCCUGAAAGUUGCCUUUAGUGUUCUUACUUUCUGUUUUCCAGAAAAGGAGUUAAAAAACAAUCAUCGUCCAGCACUUUAUAUACUUGCUUAAUUUAGUUAACUGCGACUGCAGUUUUUAUUUACUUGUUAAAUAAU